Solanum lycopersicum (tomato) is the source of this 2764-nucleotide messenger RNA. The record is from RefSeq and is a predicted model, not a curated record. Lineage: Eukaryota; Viridiplantae; Streptophyta; Magnoliopsida; Solanales; Solanaceae.
AGAACAAAAAAACCAUAAUUUAAUUAUAUUAAAAUUGUGGAAGAAAACCCUCCAAGGAAACCCACUUCAUUCUCCAAACCUACCUUCAAGUUACACGGGAUAAAAUUAAGAAGAGAGCUCGCAUCAAAUCUCGUCCAAAGACACAAUGAAGUUGAUGAAUGCUGUAUCUGAAGAGUGCACGAAUUUGGAAGACCAACCCAUCUUCUUGCUCUUCCAUAGUUGAUGCUUAAUCUUUACUCGAUUUGAAAUUAUUUUGCUCUAUACAAGGGAUUUGAGAGUGUUGAUCGGUAUUGUAGUUUAAACACACCGAAAACGAUUGGAGGUGAAAUUUCGAAACUUUGAAAACGUCUGCAGAUUUUCUUAAAAAGGUAAAAAAAACUUUGAUAAAGAAGAGCUUUUUUUGUGAUUCAGGUAAUUUUGUCAUACAUUGAUUUAGUUUAUCUUAUAGUUGAUGAAUUUGUUAUUUUUCUUUUUUGUUGAAAAAUGACAUUUUAGUUCUUUUUUCCUCUUUUUAUGAUAACUAGCAAAAUAUUAAUAGUAGCAACAGUUUACUGCUUCCUUGUGCUCAUGUGAAGUUGAUUGUUUCAAUGUCUUGUUGGGAUGCCUGUUGUUCUUUAGAGUGUCAUUUGUAGCUAUCCUUUAAAAAGUUUCAGAAAAAAAUUUCGCUGGUGUAUAGUGUCUACAAAUUUAUUGUCUAAGAAGUGAACUUCUCCUCAGAUCAUUUAAGCCUUUUCAGACAUUGAGCUCACAUAUAUGAUAAGAAAUUAUAUGUACUUGAAACUAUAUUUGAGUGAAGAUAUUCAAUUUUCUCAGUUGCGAGUUGUGACUCUUAUAGUAAAGCUUAUAUUUUAAUUGAUAUGAUUGAAAAUGUGGUUGAUGAAGUAUUUGAGGAAAGCUUCUAAGUUACGUUGUAUUCUUACAUCUGUAUAGGUAUUUAUUUUAUGGCUGCUAAUAAAGCAUACCAAUUGGAUCUCGGUCCACUUGAUCCGUCUUAUUAACUGGACAGCUCACUCAUAGGUCACGAGAUAUAUGGAUAGGGAAUGAUAAUAUGAUUUUGAACACAAGGAAAUGUGAUAGGAAGUUUUGUGACCUAGUAAAUGAACAUCCCAUUCAUCCACGACUCCUAGAUGUGAUUAAACUAUUUGGAUUAUAUGGUGUUUAUAGGUCUCAUACGCCUGUUAUUGAUCGUAGCUUAAUCACCGCACUAGUUGAGAGAUGGCGGCCUGAGCCUCAUACAUUCCACUUUAGGACGGGUGAGAGUACGAUCACUUUACAGGACGUGGAGAUAUUGUAUGGCUUACCCGUGAAAGGUAAUCCAGUUGGGUAUGAGCCACAGAGGUCUGUAGCGGAUUGGUUAUUAGGUUUUAGUCCACAACCUCAAGACUUAAAACAUAGUAGUCUCAAGGUCUCUGCACUUAAUGCACACUUGCGACUUCAACCACGAUUACCCGACUUGUGAACACAGGAUAUGGUCAAUGAGAAAGCUAGGUGUUAUAUGUUUUGGAUGAUUGCUGGUAUACUAUUGGCAGACACAUCUAGUGGUCUUUUAAAGCUUAUGUACUUGCUUAUGCUGGAGGAUAUCACUACACUAGGGUCUUACUGUUGGGGUAGUGCAACCCUAACAUAUUUAUAUCGUUUUCUUUGUAAAGCCUCCCAAAGUAGCCAAAAUGAGAUUGUUGGAUUCCUACCACUACUUCAGGUAUACUAAAUAAUUACACUUAGUAUUUAUUGAAUUUUCAUCUAGUUUAUAAUUAUCUAUUAUGUUCAGAUUUGGGCAUAGGAGAGAGUUACCGUCCUUAGGCCUCAGAUUGUAGCAAAAAGAGAUACAAGGAAUAAUUUCCCUGUUGGUUUACCAAGGGGUCCACAUGCUUCUAGAUGAUAUGCACAUUUUUGUUGGGCCGACACUACCAAACACGUGUUAAGAGUUUUCAGGGAUGCGCUGGAUUCCAUGACAGAAGAUCAGUUUAUUUGGAAACCAUAUUCUUCUGACAUCAUUGAGAGUCUUCCCGAAUAUUGCCGCGUUGGAAGAGACAUAUGGCGUGGUAGAGUUCCAAUUUUUUGUUGGGAUGUUGUUGAGGUUCAUUUACCCGAUCGAGUUAUAAGGCAAUUUGGAUUGGUACAUGCGAUACCAUCUUCAUUUGCAUUUGACGCUACACAUUUUAACCAUGAUCGUCGAGGAAGAUCAAAAACAAAUCGGGAGUUAGAGCAUGCACAAUGGUUGCAUUUUUGGAACCAUAUUGACAAAUAUGUAUGGAAUUCACCAAUCCUUCAUGGAUCACUUUGGUAUGAUGAUCCAUACCUUAUUUGGUUUAGACGUAUUACUCAUUUUAUCAUCGGUAAUCGCAUUUCGAGUCUUCAACAACAACAAGGUCACAUGCCUAAUGCGACGACAUACGAAAUAAUGGUGCGUCAUAUUCAUUUGAUGGUUAAUAAAGUAAUAACGCUCGGUGAAAAUCCAUCAAUGGAGGAAUUGUCGCGCUCCAUUUUCGCAGAAAAUGGGUUUUGUGCACGACCUAACAACUCUUUUGGGAUUUUUCGAGUUUGGAGUCGCCACCUAACGAGUUAAGGCGCGUUAGGGCACCUAUCUAAACUAACUAAGUCUAACUAAGGUCAACGAGCCAGAGAUUAGGGUAAGGGUUCAAAUUACCUCGAGGGGAAGGUGUUAGGCAUCCCUCGAGGUCCACAAGCGUGGGUCCCGACUGUAUCUCAUGCAAUAUAUGUGGGGUUACAAGUAGCAAUCAAGGUCAUUUAUUUAUUUAAUUUA